GCUUACACUCCCAAAGAAAGCAAUCGGUGAAAGAGAGUUUUACGAAAUUCCACCAUGGACAUCACAGCAAGCGUAAGAUCUGCURAAGGCUCUUCGGCAAGCAAUCCCAUUUGUGUCGACGAUUAUCUCUCGGAUAUUGUUACAGAAGCAGAAUCUGCAUCUUCGAGCCAUCCUAUUUGCGUUGACGAUUUUCUUUCAGACACGGAAUCAGAAACCAAAACAGAACUUGCAUCGUCGAGUCAUCCUAUUUGCGUCGAUGAUUACCUGUCAGAAACGGAAUCAGAAACCAAAAUAGAACUUGUCGAUCUCCAAGAGUGCAAUAAUUCAUCAUCACUGCCUAGGGAUGAUUACUCGUACUACUCUGAGGUAACUUAUGCUGAAACUGUAUCUGAAAGAACUGAAGUUACAGUAACGGAAAAAGAGAGURAAGUCCACGAUGCCGAGCAGAUUCUAAAUGAUAGAAACGAUUUACCAGAUAGUGGAGAYAACGAAAAGGACAAGAACGGGAGUGAUGAUGGUDGAAGUAACGACAGCGUUGUAUCCGAAGCAGAAAAUGGCGAAUCCACUCACACGAGAAAACGACGUAAUGUUUCUUUCGCAGGAGCAGGCAGCGAAGAACAAGAGUGGACCUACGAAGAACAUAUUUUGAGAAGUAUGGAUGAAGAGAGUCGUAGAGAGAAUCGAAGAAAACAGAGAUGCGAAAGGGCGAAACGUCAACGUAUGAGCACGCUAAUGUGGUUUGCUGUUGCCUUACUACUAUUGGAGGUCGCGGCCGCAACAAUUGCUAUCAUGAACCACAAAGAAUUGAUAGAGUGCUGCGGGAGGUCCAUCUUCUCCGAAGACGAAAGUACCGCGGAACGAUGGAAUACAAUUCUUUAUUAUAUCGGUGUAUGCUACCUUCUUAUUAUCAUACUGGUCGAAUUCCCUACUCUCAUCAUUGCGCAAGAACCACUGUUCGUAUUCAAUCCGAUGGUCGGAUAUUUACUAGUGAUGCAAAUGAUGUACGCAACCGAUCCCCGAAAUGCUUAUAUCAUAUUCGGUCUGGAGGUGUGCGCUAUGAUUGGUCAAUCGACGGUUCUGGGGGCGAUGCAUCGAACCCCGGAAAUGUGCRUUCAUUCCAUUUUGAACUACACACUCGCUGGUAUCACAAUAUAUUUGCUUCUCAGACUCACGGGGCAAGGUGGUUAUUGCAUCGUUAACGAUCGGAUCCAAUCCAUCUUUAGCGAAAUGACUUGCAAUGUCAGUUGCAYCGAUGGGGAAUCCUGCUUUCAGUGCUUGGAGGAUGGAAACGAAGAUAUAUCAAUCUCAACACAGUGCUUCAUCCACUUUUAAGAAAGCCUGAACGAGCCCUUGUUACAAAAUAAAGCAGUUAAGUUACUUUGAAUGAACAUUGCCAAUUAAGAAUAAWWCAGCGAGGGAUAGAGAAGGAUGGCGUUGCUGCUUGAUUGCACGGUUUCCAUACGCUAGUUAGCCCUUUCGAAAGAGUCAGGAGACAUAUAAAAAUGAAAUGUUCGACCCUUUCAUCUUUUUUGCCACCCUGUUCUGAUWCAUGUUGUUCAUAACWAAUCAUUUUUGCGUUCAUCUCCACAAAUUUUUAGGUUUCGGAGCCUUUAUUUUGAUCUUAUGCAUACUUUACUGGGGUUAAUCAAUGGUGCGUAGUAUAGUUGGACAGCAAUGUUCCAGCUACCACCUGUUCAUUUAUCAACUCAGAAUUGCUCGAAGACAAAUUUAAUUUGACCUCUCACUGAAAGAGUAAAUAGGCUGGAUGUUCGGAAUUAUUGUUUCUGRGCUUACAUAUAUCCAUGCGUGUAAGCAUGGAAAAGAAUUGAUGAAUUGGCUGAGAUGUGGAACCGAUCGCAGUAAAACCGAUGAUGCAUUGUUAGUAAUGCUGGAAAUCUAAAUUUCAUAUCAGAUGAAAUCACCUGACAAUAAGAAAAUUAGUGAAUAUUAUAUCUUUCAAGUGUAUUAGAAUUUGAAUGAUUAUAAUCAAGCUGGUACUCAAACCCUUAAGGCUAUGUUAAAGAGCGAAUACUGAACUUCUAAUCACAAUGUCACAGGACAGGAUAAUUGCAAGCUAAGUUGCAGUAGCCGGUGUUCCGUAAAUGUUCGAAGCAAGGCUUUCGCCGUCACGACUCUUCCUCACGGUGAAUACACCACGAAGGUAUUUAGARAAKGGAGGUAAGGUCGGCGAAGGUGGAGACAGCAGACUGAGCGGCGGCAGUGCAUGCAGCUUSGUUCUUCUGGGUAGCGGCAAGGGAGGUGUCUUCGAUGGCCUUGUAGAAUUUCUUGGCCGCGGCCUUCUGUUCCUUGGUGGUGGCAAGGUAGSUGAUGGCUCCACGGGUCUCGUACAUGUAUCGGCGCAUUUCUUCUUGGACGUUGAACCAUUSCUUCUUGGCACUGUAUCCUUCCAAUUUGCYUAGACGCUUGGAGGUCUCAGCAAGGACGGCCUUCUUCUUGGCGACGUAUUCGGWGGCACCAGSCUUGUAGAGGGAGUYCKCACCGGCCUCUCCGUAGACAGAGUAAGGAGAGUAAGUGGCGGACGACUGAUCCGAACCGUAAGCGGCACCCUCAGAGUAAGAGGUUCCGUCUCCAAGAASACCGAAGACAGAGAAUCGAGGGGAUUCUCCGGCAGCGGCGUUGGCGGCAGCWGGGAYCAAGGCGGCUC
Molecule: messenger RNA, 2665 nt
Organism: Pseudo-nitzschia multistriata
Lineage: Eukaryota; Bacillariophyta; Bacillariophyceae; Bacillariales; Bacillariaceae
Source: the annotation of a GenBank genome assembly